This is a messenger RNA of Lactuca sativa (garden lettuce), 1314 nucleotides long. The record is from RefSeq and is a predicted model, not a curated record. Lineage: Eukaryota; Viridiplantae; Streptophyta; Magnoliopsida; Asterales; Asteraceae.
AUGUCAUCAUCUUCAUCAUCCGAUUCGACGACAGUAGAGGAGGCUAAGUUUAUCGGUUCCGUCAUGGCGAAAACGGUUGCAUACUGUCAAAACCGACUUGGUGAAACAUCACGUGCACGACCUAACCUAAGAAAGUCGCCGUUACGUAGAAAUCACGAAGCCGGACACGAUCGUCUUAUAGAAGAUUAUUUUGCAGAUGACGCCGUCUACGCUGUAAAAUUUCGACGUCGGUUCCGGAUGAGGAAGGAGCUAUUUUUACGUAUUGUUGGCGAUUUGGAAGGCCGUUUUCCAUAUUUCCAAUGGAAAAUGGAUGCAAGGGGGAAAAAAGGUUUCUCUCCCAUACAAAAAUGCACGGCUUCAAUUCGUCAGCUAGCAUACGACAUGGGCGCAGACAAAUGGGACAACUAUUUUAGAAUGUCAGUGCGUACCGUGAGGGACUCUGUGUACAAGUUCUGCAAAGCGAUCUGUUUGGUUUACGGGCAACGAUAUUUGCGCAAACCAACUAUCAACGAUAUCCACCAAUUGUAUACGGUACAUGAAGGCAAACAUGGAUUCCCUGGAAUGCUAGGUAGUGUCGAUUGCAUGCAUUGGAGUUGGGCAUUAUGCCCCAACGCAUGGCGUGCUGGUGCAAACAAUGACAUUAACGUGCUAGACCAGUCGCCUAUAUUCAACGAUAUCUACCUUGGAAAGUCACACGAUGUACCUUUUCAAGCAAAUAGGAUAGCAUAUAAGUGUGGAUACUAUCUUACUGACGGUAUAUAUCUUCCUUUGUCUGUUUUUGUGAAAUCGUUUACAUGUCCUAACGACCCGAAAAGGAAAAAGUUUAAAGAGGCGCAAGAGUCAGCUAGGAAGGAUGUGGAGCGAGCAUUUGGUGUACUUAAGAGACAUUGGCAGGUACUAACGGUCGGGGCAAGGUCAUAUGAGGUGAAAAGGUUACGACACGUAAUGUAUGCAUGUAUCAUAUUGCAUAAUAUGAUUCUUGAAGACGAAGGAAGAGCGAUAUGCCGAUAUAAUGAAAAUGAAGUUUUGCCAAAUGUCGAAGGAGUAGCCGUUGGUACACAAGAGUAUAGGGUGAACAGAAGAAAAGUACACAAUCGCGACCUUCAUCAGGCCCUUCGUGCUGAUUUGGUGGAACAUAUUUAUAGGGCUUAUGUUCAUCCCCCGCAAGAGUUAUCUUACGAUGAUGAUUUGUUUGACGAAUCAGACGAGGAUUCUCAUAUGUUCGUCGAGAGUGAAGAUUCCGACAACGAGAGUGACGCUGGGGAGAAUGAUGCAGAUGAUGUAGGCGAGGACGAAGACGAUGAUUCCGAGUGA